UCUCCGGCCUGAGUGCCGCUCACACUAUUUACCUAAAUGGCGGAAAUGUCGUCUUGCUCGACAAGAACACUACCUCCGGAAUCAACGGUGCUCUUACCCGUACACAGACCGAUCUCGGUAUUCAAGACAGCGUCAAGCAAUUCUACGAAGAUACCUUGAAGUCGGCCAGGGACAAGGCCCGACCAGAUCUCAUCAAGGUUUUGACCUACAAGUCAGCUGGUGCCGUCGAAUGGCUGCAAGAUGUCUUCAACCUCGAUCUGACCCUUGUUUCACGUCUCGNNGGUCAUUCAUUCCCCCGUACUCACCGUGGCCAUGACGCCAAGUUCCCUGGUAUGGCCAUUACAUACGCUUUGAUGCAACGAUUCGAGGAGCUCGCCGAGACCGAACCCGAACGUGUAUCGCUUAUCAAGAAAGCCAAGGUCACCAAGAUCAACAAGGAAGGAAACAACGUUACAGGUGUCACAUAUACCUUCAACAACGAGGAAGUCACAGUUGAUGGCCCUGUCAUCCNNCUCGCAACUGGAGGCUACGCUGCCGACUUCACAAAUGACUCGCUUCUGAAGAAGUGGAGACCCGAUACCUUUGGUCUGGCUACCACCAACGGUGCCCACGCCACUGGUGAUGGCCACAAGAUGCUCAUGCAGAUUGGUGCCAACGGCAUCGACAUGGACAAGGUUCAGGUUCACCCUACUGGUUUGGUCGACCCCAAGGAUCCUGGCUCCAAGUGGAAGUUCUUGGCUGCUGAAGGUNCUCUUCGUGGUGAGGGUGGUCUUCUGCUCAACAACAAGGGUCGGCGAUUCUCAGACGAGCUCGGACACCGUGACUAUGUCUCGGGCAAGAUGUGGGAGGAGAAGGAGAAGGGAACAUGGCCAAUUCGUCUUGUUCUCAACUCCAAGGCAUCCAAUGUCCUUGACUUCCACACUCGCCACUACUCUGGUCGUGGUUUAAUGAAGAAGAUGAGCGGCGAGGAGCUGAUCAAGGAGAUCGGCUGCUCAAGAAAAGACCUUGAGAAGACCUUCGGUGAAUACAACGAGAUUGCAGAUGGCAAGCAGAAGGAUCCUUGGGGCAAGAAGUACUUCCACAACAUGCCUUUCAAGGUAGACGACACCUUCCACGUCGCUGUCAUGGAACCCGUUCUUCACUUCACCAUGGGUGGUAUCGAGAUCAACGACCAGGCACAAUGUCUGAACUCUGAGGGAAAGCCAUUCGAUGGUCUCUUCGUCUGCGGUGAGCUUGCUGGUGGUGUUCACGGCUCCAACCGUCUUGGUGGCUCAUCCUUGCUUGGUUGUGUUGUCUACGGCCGUGUUGCUGGAGACUCAGCAAGCAAGUAUCUGUUCCAACAGGUGUUGAACGGUGGUGGCUCUUCAGCAGCCCAACGUCUAGGUCAGAUCAGUCUUCACAUUGAUCCUAACCAGCCUGGAAAGAUCUCUGUCGAGUGGGCAGACGGCGUGGGCGCUUCUUCAGGCGCUAGCGAGGCCAUCAAGAGACAGUCACAACAAUCUGCUGGUCCAGUCAUGACACCAGAGGGCAAGACUGCAGACUCGUCUGAUCCUGCUAAGGUGUCAAAGCCCAACGACAUCAAGGACUUCCNNAAGGUCCCUGNNGAAACAGAGUACACUCUCGAGGAGGUUGCCAAGCACAACAAGAAGGAAGACCUUUGGAUCGCUGUCAAGGGCGUGGUCAUGAACGUGACUGACUGGGUAGAGGAGCACCCUGGUGGUCCUCAAGCUCUCUUCAGUCACAUGGGCAGAGAUGCCAGCGAAGAGUUCGAGAUGCUGCACGACGACGAGGUCAUCCCCAAGUACGCUGCCGGCAUCGUGAUUGGCCGAGUAAAGGGUCAGGAAGUCACCCUCGAGUAUUGA
Aureobasidium musti is the source of this 1862-nucleotide messenger RNA. Lineage: Eukaryota; Fungi; Ascomycota; Dothideomycetes; Dothideales; Saccotheciaceae. The record is from the annotation of a GenBank genome assembly.